Aspergillus novofumigatus IBT 16806 is the source of this 664-nucleotide messenger RNA. Its product is annotated as mitochondrial 37S ribosomal protein bS6m. The coding region runs from base 1 to 366 and encodes 121 amino acids. NCBI's taxonomy places the organism in Eukaryota, Fungi, Ascomycota, Eurotiomycetes, Eurotiales, Aspergillaceae. The record is from RefSeq and is a predicted model, not a curated record. The transcript is spliced from 3 exons. Gene Ontology annotation, cellular component: mitochondrial small ribosomal subunit; ribosome. Gene Ontology annotation, molecular function: small ribosomal subunit rRNA binding; structural constituent of ribosome. Gene Ontology annotation, biological process: translation.
AUGUUGUAUGAACUAAUUGCUGUUGUCCGUCCAGGCAGCCUCAACGAGGUCCGGGAGAUCGCUCGUAAUGCUGGCAUUCAAGUCCUCCGAUCAGGCGGCGUAGUCCGCGGAUACACAAACUGGGGCACGUUCCGACUGCCCAAACCCACCACCAAACAUCAAGCUCGGUACACCGACGGCCAUCACUUCAUCAUGCGCUUCGAUGCUUCAGGCGCUGUUCAGUCCGCCGUCCGCAGAACACUCAGUCUCGACCCGCGGAUGAUCCGAUUCUCAGUCGUGAAGUUGGGCGACAAGCUUGAGGAGAUCAAGGACGUAGAGGGAAAGGUUGAAUGGACCAACGCUCGCAAGCUCGCCGAUUCCAUUUGAAUGUAUCACUAUCAUGGACUGUCGAGAUGGGGCAGGGGUUGACGUGACCUGCAUUGGUUUUUCUGAAAUUUCGAUUGCUGGCAUUGCGAUAUCAUUGUAUCAUUUAUGGGACUGGGACUAUCUGUACUAUCAUACCAACAUUGCAGGCGCAUAGAGAGUGAAUACUUUUUCGACUUGGAACUCCUUUUCUCAUUUUUGAUUCAGCUUGAGCACUUUGUUCAUUGUAGUUCCUUCACGUGACCAGCAUAACUCCGAUCAAUAGCACACCUGUACCCAGCUUUCAAUAUGUACAAUGGAC